GAGCGUCUUCCGGUGGGAGCUGUGAGGCUCCUUAUCAUGGGGACAAUUCAUCUUUUUAGAAAACCACAAAGAUCUUUUUUUGGCAAGUUAUUACAAGAAUUUAGACUUGUAGCAGCUGAUCGAAGGUCUUGGAAGAUAUUGUUCUUUGGUGCAAUAAACUUAACAUGUACUGGCUUCCUGCUUAUGUGGUGCAGUUCCACUAACAGUAUAGCUUUAACUGCCUAUACUUACCUGACUAUUUUUGAUCUUUUUAGUUUAAUGACAUGUUUAAUAAGUUACUGGGUAAUGAUGAGAAAACCUAGCCCUGCCUAUUCAUUUGGUGCAGAACGCUUUUUGGAGCAGCCCGAGAUACACACGUGAGAUUCUGCUUUUGACAUAAUUUGCUAUUAAGUUUGAUUCCCAGUUAUUAAUUGCCAUAUUAUUAAAUAGUGGUUACUUUGGCUAUUAACAGAGUUGAAAGUGUGGCAGUAUACGUUUCACUGAUAUUUUAAGCAAAAUCCUCAAAAACUAAGACUCCUUUCACCCUUAACGAUUCCCAAGCUCUUAGAUUUUUAUACUGAACAGGGAAACCUUUCUACCCUGACUUCAGGUCUCUCAGUAUUUCCAGGCCCAGGUCAACACACUAAGCCAGCCCUGUCUGGCCUUCUGUAAUUUAUUUACUUAUUUAUUUAUUUUUAAUUUUCUUUUAAUGAUUUUUAUUUUUUUCCAUUAUAGCCGAUUUACAGUGUUCUGUCAGUUUUCUCCUGUACAGCAAAAUGACGCAGUCACACAUACAUAUAUAGAUUCUUUUUUCUUACAUUAUCACACUCCAUCAUAAGUGACUAGAUAUAUAGAUCCUAGUGCUAUACGCAUGAGCUUUCUGUAAUUUAAAAUUAGAUCCCAUAAAUCUUUUAGUAGCAUCUGCAGAAAAGAUGCAAUUUUUAUUAUUUACCACAUAGUUGCCAAUUAUGUGGAUUUGACCUGUUCUAAUCAGUUUAAUUCAAGACAGUCUGACCUGGCCACAGUACUGUAAACCAGAUACUAUUAGCAUUUAUACAAAUUUAUAAUAGCAGUUACCUGAAGAAGAUACUGUUAAUGCUGAGUCUUUUUUUCUUUCCUCCUGUGUAAGAUGGAAGAGCAGUAGACAGAACAGAGGUCAUGGGGGUUAGAAACCAAAAUCAGAUUCUGGCAAAUACCAAACCAUUGAAGCAGACUGCUGCCUUCCCAUUUCUAGUCUCUCCACAUGCUGGGAUUACAUAUUGAUAUUGCCAAGAAAAAAGUAAUGAUAAAUGUUAUUCUUUUUAGGGGAAGAUUAUUAGUUGGUACUUUUGUGGCUCUUUCUUUCAACCUGUUCACGAUGCUUUCUGUUCGGAAUAAACCUUUUGCUUAUGUCUCUGAAGCUGCUAGUACGAGUUGGCUUCAAGAGCAUGUUGCAGACCUUAGUAGAAGCUUGUGUGGAAUUAUUCCAGGACUUAGCAGUAUCUUCCUUCCUCGAAUGAAUCCAUUUGUUUUGAUUGAUCUUGCUGGAGCAUUUGCUCUUUGUAUUACUUAUAUGCUAAUUGAAAUUAAUAAUUAUUUUGCUGUAGACACUGCCUCAGCCAUAGCCAUCGCUCUGAUGACAUUUGGCACCAUGUAUCCUAUGAGCGUGUACAGUGGGAAAGUAUUACUCCAGACCACACCACCUCACGUUAUUGGUCAGUUGGACAAACUUAUCAGAGAGGUAUCAACUUUGGAUGGAGUUUUGGAAGUCCGAAAUGAGCAUUUUUGGACCCUAGGUUUUGGCUCAUUGGCUGGAUCAGUUCAUGUGAGAAUUCGGCGAGAUGCAAAUGAACAAAUGGUUCUUGCUCAUGUGACCAACAGGCUGUACACACUAGUAUCUACUCUGACUGUUCAGAUUUUCAAAGAUGAUUGGAUCAGGCCUGCAUUACUGUCUGGGCCUGUUGCAGCCAAUGUUCUCAACUUUUCAGAUCAUCAUAUAAUCCCAAUGCCUCCUUCAAAGUGUGCUGAUGAUUCAAACCCUGUCACAUCGACUCCAGCUAAACCUAGUAGUCCACCUCCAGAAUUUUCAUUUAACACCCCUGGGAAAAACGUGAGCCCAGUUAUUCUUCUAAAUACACAAACAAGGCCUUAUGGUUUGGGUCUUAAUCAUGGACACACACCUUAUAGCAAUAUGCUUAAUCAAGGACUUGGAAUUCCAGGAAUUGGAGCAACCCAAGGAUUCAGGACUGGUUUUACAAAUAUACCAAGUAGAUAUGGAACAAACAAUAGAAUUGGGCAACCAAGAUCAUAAUGUACUGUAAUUUAAUUUAUUUUUUGAAGAAUAUUGACUCCUUGACUUCCAGUUUCUUUAGUAAUCCAACAUUGCAUCGACUGUUCAAUUGUUUACUCUGAAUGUUAGAGAAUUAUAGACUUGUUCACAUUUCAUGAAACCAAUGAAGCUAUAUUUUGGUAAAAUGUAUUUGGGUCAGUGAGAACCUUCUAAAUGUUAUAGGCUUUAAAUAGGCUUCCUCUAGAGAGCAUGUUUUUCUAAAUUUGAAUUUUGCCGUCUUUGGUUUUGUAGUUGACUGCAGUGUGAUAUAACAUUACCUUUAUAAAUGAGAGCCACUUGAUGGAGUGGAUCUUUCACAUUAUUAAAAUAUAAUACUUCAGCGAAAUUUAUAAACUUGCUUCUUGGGUACACAUUUUAGGAAAGGAAAAAAAUGUCCAUUCUGAAAGUAAAAGUCUUUUUUAUAGAUUUUCCAAACUUAAUUGCUACAUUUUUCUUUGAAGUCUUUCUGAAUUAUGUCUUUCAAUGUAAAAGCAAAAAUUUUUAUCCGAAAUUUUAGAACAUAUUCUACUCUUUGGCAUAAUUAAAAAUUUUUAAUUAUCGGUUUUUGUUUUUCUCAUUACAAAAUUUCAAUACACUUGCAAAUGGCCCAUCAUUCUCCAAAUGUUUUACAUUGUUAAAUAAAUACCAAAUACUUAGGUGGUAUGCAGUGAAGGAAUCCCAGUUUUCUGUCUUACAUUAUGUCUGACAUAAUGAUGGAUUUAUCUUUUUUGUCAUCUUUUAUUGAGUGACUUUAAGUUCUCAUUUUAUUAACAGAAUAUAUCACAUAUAUUACCAAAAUAUGUGGAAUUCCAUACAUAAUAUGCAGUUUGAUCUUUUUUUCAAAGUUGCAUGGAUAUUUUGAGUUUACAUUAUAUAAUUUCACCAAAACAGUGGACCUUAGGUUAUAGAAUAUAGUAUUGUUAGAUCUGCAGUAGGCAGUUUCUGACUUCAUUUUGCUUUGUUGAAAAUGGUGAAUUGUUAAUUAUAAUGAAGUAUGAGAAUCAUGUAGUUUUUUUUUAAUUAUUUUCUAAAUGCAAAUGUUAAGGACUUUCCUACAUGGCCAGUAUUGCUUAUAAAGAGUAUAGCAGGCAGCAGUCACAAAUUACCUAUGAAGUUUUUGUUUUUUAUUUCAUUUUCUCAUGAGUUUUAUAAUUAGGUUUUAUAAGUGGAUUUUGAGAAUGGAUUGAAUUUUUCUAGAAUCUAGUACUCCUGGAGAUUUUAUGAUAUUUCUAGCCAUUAGGAGCGAUCUAGAGAAGUUUUUUUUGUUUGUUUGUUUUGUUUUGUUUUGUUUUUUUAGAAUUUGCCAGUUUCUGCCAUCAAUUCAUCCUCUUAAAUGUAAGCAAUACUCUCAAAUCCUGUUUCUUCACAGUAGGAUAAUAAGCACCUAAGAAACCAUCCCUGUCAAGCAAAAUUGUAGGCAUCCUAUGAUAUUAACAGACCAUGUCCCAAAUACCUUGCUUGAUGAGGAGUUGACCAUUAUCUUUGACAUCUGCAACCCUGUUCAGGCAUUUGACCUGCUGAAGAAAUAGAAUUCAUGCUACCUUGACUGCCAGGGAAAGUAAAACUUUGUAAAAUAUGAUAAGGCAACCUGUUCCUUGUCCUUUGUCUUGUGUUCUUCAACGAUUAUUAUACCUAUUAUUGGUCUACUAUUACAGGGUGGUUUUUCCUCCAUUGACCUCAUCUAACUGUGAAUUUGGGUCAUGAAUGAAAUCUGAAGAACUGCCAGGUACUGAGUGAGGAUUAAGAGGUAUGUGCUGCCACCCUGUGCUUGUCUUCUCCAUCUCCAGGGAAUUUUUAAAGUGCCCAGGUACUGAACACACUUCUGUGUGAGGUUAAAUGCCUACUUCCUUGACCCCCAUUCAGAAGUAACACCUUUUGUCCUACCAAAGGUGCUUUGAUAUCCACCUACACUAUUGAAAAGUUGCCUGGAGAUUCUGAAAGAAUUGGCUCUACUUGUUGAAAUUGUCAUGCCAACUGCUGGAGGUGACACUGUUCCAGGCAUUAUUAUAUAAAGAAGUCUUAGUUGCCAAGCCCUGGCCAGGUUUGGGAUGUGAACAUAAAUAAGUUGGCCAGGAUAGUCCUAGAUGCAGUAGCCUUACCUCUAAAAUCUUGCCACAGAGUUACUUGAAGCUAGACAAAGAAGCAAGUUUGAAUUAAAUACUUGGUCCAUGAUUGUGAUUAAGAGCAAACUCCAUGGAGUAUGAUUAAUUCUGUUUGAGAAAUUGCUGUGUAUUGAUAACACACUGGACUGGAAGACACGAUUUGAAUUCCAGUCCUGAUGGUGCCACUAUAUAAGUAGUUUUGUAAUCAUAAGCAAGUCAUUUAACUUCUCUUUAUCUUUCUUAUUUGUAAAGUUAGGGUGGGGAAUGAAGUAGUUGAUUUGUAAACUGUCGGCUCUAAAAUUGUAUGACUAAAUUUGCAGAAUAUAUGCCCCACUUGUGAAAUAGAAUAUUGUACCCAGAAUUUCUUUUCAGCAACUACCUCAACAUACAAGCCAAGUGUGACCUACACCAACACCCGAGCCAUUAAUUUGAGAUGCCAUGAGUACAGAAGGUAAACUGAAGGCUAACACCAUUUUGGUUUUUGUUUAUUUUUAGAGUUGUGUAGACUUAAAUCUGUUUAGAUUAAACAGAUUUUUCUUAGACUUCUUUCUUUGUGUGGAAGGAUUAUUUUUGGAGGUAUCGGAGAAAAGAUUAAGACAGGGUCAGAAGAAUGGGGUCCAUUUUUUCUUUCUUCCAUAAUCUCUGUAGUCACAGAUGGAAUUCCAUACAUGCAUCAGCAGCUGGAGAGGACCCGAAUUUCAAGCUACUCAGAAACUGCUAAUUUUUUGCUUAACUAAAGAAUGCUCAUCUUUUUGGAAAGUCUAAUCUUCUUAUAUAAGAAUAUACUUUUUACAUUCCAAGUUGUUUAAAUUAAACUGUUUGAAUAAAGAACAUACAUGGA
Messenger RNA from Sus scrofa (pig), 5230 nucleotides. The record is from RefSeq and is a predicted model, not a curated record. Lineage: Eukaryota; Metazoa; Chordata; Mammalia; Artiodactyla; Suidae.